CGUCAGAGCUAUGUGCUGUCCUUCCACUCAGUCCUCUUCAGCCUCACUUUGUUGAAACACUGUCGUCGGUUUUCACAGGUGAGUUACAUUUUAACAGUUUUAUUUCUGGUCUUAAUUUAAAAAGCAUAUACAAAUACUGAUAUUAAACCUUUUUUUCUGAUUAGGAUUGAAGGACGACAGCAGCCAUGCAGUUGGCAGCAGCUGGAUGUGUGUUAAUGGGUUUCAUCCUGCUCAUCUCAGGGGUUCAGGAACGAGCAAACAUCAUCUGUGCUUUAAAAGGUUCAUCGGUGGAUCUGCCCUGCUCAGCUCAACGUCCCACUUCAACCAGGAAAUGGUACACUGUACUGUGCAAUGAAUCUAAACCUGUUCUGAACGAGAUCUCUGCAGAUGGAAAUCGUUUAACGUACAACAUGUCUGCAGAGAGUAACUUCAUUCUGACAAUCAAAGAUCUGACAGAAAGCGAUGAAAAUAAUUACUGCUGCGGAAGUAUAACUGAAAACCCGGGAAGCUGCUGUGACAACAGAACUGAGCUCCAUGUUGCAGACCUGCAGGUGAAGGUGAUUCCCAACACAGAGGGACAGACAGCAACACUGAUAUGUAGCACCAGCUGUCCUCUGACUGAAAACCCUGCAGUCUACAUCUGGUACAAGAACAGAGAGUUCCUCUAUCAGGACUGGUCUCCCUGGUACCAACAGCUGGUCAGCAGUGAGGAAGCAGUCACAUACUCCUGUGCUAUCAAAGGCUACGAGGACCUCAGAGCCCCUCAAGUCUCAGUGGAUUCUGUCUCACCGACCUUCUUUAAUGUGACCUAUGCUAAAGGGAGAAUGUGUUCUUCUCAGCACACAUCAGAGCCCUGCUCCAUCACAUAUCCAACAGAAGUACAUGUUCAAUUGACUCCUGAGAACAACGCUGUCACACUGACCUGUAACACCAGCUACCCGAUGGCUGACCCUCACACUGCCUACAGGUGGUACUGGAACAGAGAGUUAUACAGUGACUGUGAGAGUCAACACAUGACAGUCCUCAAUCCGUGUUCUACAACCCUCUCCUGUGCUGUAAAAGGCCAUGAAGAUCUACGCUCUGAUGAAGUCUGUCUUGAUAAAAGCACCUGCUGGAGAGUGAAUUAUGUCAGCAGGAGAAUCUGUGCUCUGGAAGGUUCUUCAGUGAACAUUUCUAGUGAAUACUCUCACCCCCACGAUCACAAGCCAAAAUUAUGGUAUAAAAUAAAGAGAAGUGGUGAGGAGGAGGCAGCUGAAGCGCUGAUCAAGAAUGCAAGUCGUCGUGUGGAGUAUGAUGACAACAUGACGGAUUGCCACAUCCUGAGAAUCCAUAACCUGACAAAGAAUGACUCAGCAGAAUACACAUUCACACUCCAGGAACGAGAUGAUGAAGGAUGGAAACAGUCUGAUAUACCUGGAGUCACUUUAGCUGUCACAGGUGUGAAAGUUCAGUUUAGUCCUUCUGCAGUGGUGAAAGAGUACCAGAGAGUCACACUGACCUGCAGUACCAGCUGUCCUCUGACUGACAACACAACCUUCAUCUGGUUCUUCAACAGUCGACCUCUGACCCUGAAGGAGAACCAAAACAAACACCUGGUUCUAGACCCAGUCAGCAGUCAGAAUGCAGGAAACUACUCCUGUGCUGUCAAAUCCCACAACAACAGCAGCUCUGAUGAAGAGACUCUCACUGUUCAAGGUCUGACAUCAAUAGCAAUACUGAACGCAAUGAAACUGACUCUUUUAUUCCUGAUCCUGUUGGCUCUACUCCUCCUCUACCUGAAGAAGAGGAAGAAGAGACCUCUGACCUCCGCUGCUGAGCUCAGUGACAAAGUACAAACUGGACAGAUGGACCAGCUUUAUGAGAGCUUCCCACUCACGACCACGAAUCCUGCAGCAAAGAGAGAAGCAGCAGAGCAGCAGGAAGACAUCAUGUAAUAUACUGUA
Messenger RNA from Sebastes umbrosus (honeycomb rockfish), 1943 nucleotides. RefSeq lists its product as uncharacterized. The transcript is spliced from 10 exons. NCBI's taxonomy places the organism in Eukaryota, Metazoa, Chordata, Actinopteri, Perciformes, Sebastidae. Bases 186 to 1934 code for a protein of 582 amino acids. The record is from RefSeq and is a predicted model, not a curated record.